Molecule: messenger RNA, 2469 nt
Organism: Zerene cesonia (dogface butterfly)
Lineage: Eukaryota; Metazoa; Arthropoda; Insecta; Lepidoptera; Pieridae
Product: oxidative stress-induced growth inhibitor 1-like
Exons: 10
Coding region: 606-2408 (600 amino acids)
Source: RefSeq, a predicted model, not a curated record
GUUCAUCGCUGACGGCCGAAGGCAGUAAAGUGUGAACUGUGAACUUCUGUGCGUUCGACUUUGGUAAACUAUAUCGCGAAAAAUUUUGCCGCAUUUGAGUUAAAUCUUACUUAAAAAUAAUAAGGUGUAAAGACUAGUUUACUUAAGGUGUAGGUAUCACUAAGUUUCUCAUAAUUAUUCAUUUAGUGACCUGUUCAUAUACGUAUCUUUAAAUUAGGUGUAGCUAGCUAUCGGCCCAUCAGGUUUCGAUAACAAGAGCCGUACGUACCUCAGUGGCGUCAUCAGAAACCAAUACAAUAACCAUAGACAUAAAAUAGUCCGUAAGACUUUAAACUGCUUGUGAUAUAAUUUAAAGCAUUUAAAUUUGAAUUAAGAAUUCGAAUUGACAAAUACUCGUGAUUAGAAUUGUGAUAUAAAUUAUUAUUUGAAUUUAGAAUAGAAUAUCGUAGGAUUAAGAGCGCUAUUGUAUUAUAGAUUUUGAAAAUAGAAUCAAGUUAAAAAUAAAUUAUAUAAGAAUAGUAUAGAGAAUUCGAAUUUGAUUUUGAAUACUCAGCGACCUUAGCACGAAGACGUCUUAAGUUAUCUAUGGUAAAAUCAGUUGAAGAAUGAGAGACAAUAUGAAACCCUGCCAGCACACUUUGUCAGAUGACAUCGUCUAUAAGGAUGUUGUCAUUAUUGGUAAUGGACCAAGUGGGAUGGUGACGUCAUUCAUGCUCGCAGGCAACGUACCGUACUUAAAGGAAGUGCCAGAAGACUUGCCCAUCGAUGAGAUGCUAAAAGCCAGACUCACAAACUUACCACCUGGACAGAAUCUGUACGAGACAGAUCUGUUAGAGCUCGCUGAGGGAUUGGAGGGUAGGAGUCAGAAUCCGAUUCCACUGUUGAUGGACAAUCUACUCAGGCCGUGUGCAGAUUUGGGUUUACAAGCCGAUUCUCUAAUUGAGUGGCGAUACGAUGUCGAGAAAGAGAUAGACCACGUGGUACUAGGUCGGGGGCCGCCCGGCGGCGCAUGGCCGACAUUCCCGUCGCACGUGCGCACGUUGUCGCCGGGCGCGUGGCUCUGGCUGCCGCCGCUCCCCGCGGCGGCCGCGGAGCGACUGAGCGCGCGCGCGGUUGCCGCGUACUGCCGCCGGUAUGUGGUGGCGUGCGGGUUGCAGCGCUACUUCCGUUGCAACGUAGUGGUAUUGAGCGUUACACCGGCCCGUUCUACAGCUGCGCCGUGCGGCGCCGCGUGCCCGCGUAAUGGCGCCUAUUGGGUUUCUGGGUACGACAAGACGGAGGGGCGCGGGUUCCGCUACCUGUGCCGGCGCGUGGUGGUGGCGUGCGGCGCGGGCGACCGGCCCAACGCGCUGCCGGCGCACGUGUCCGCGCACGCCGCGCACUCGCUCGACGCCGUCGAGCGGGCGGCGCACCUGUUGGCCAGCGGCGCACUGCCCGACCCGUACAAGUCGCCGCUCGUGGUGGGGUCCGGCGUGAGCGCGGCGGACGCGGUGCGGCUGCUGCGCGCGGCCGGCCUGCCCGUGCGCCACCUGCACCGCGAGCCCGCCGCCUCGCUGGCCAAGCUGGCGCCCGGGCCCUAUCCGGAUUACUGCCAGAUCUACAAAAUGAUGUGCGACGGUCCAUCUGGCAACCAUCCGAACUACACACCGUACCCACACCACAUCAUACUCGAAGUGACUCCGCUCCCAGAACAAGAACAACCCCUAAAAAUUGCUGAAGAAGUGGAAGACAACACGAUCCGCCUCAAACGAGUGAAAUUACUCGAUCUCGUUACAAAUAAAACAAUUGAACUAACAGUAACUCUCAUUGCCGUACUCAUUGGCUCCAAACCCGACCUAUUCUUCCUUCAAACGAACUUCGACCUUAACGACAUUGACAUAAAGAAAUGCACAUGCAGCGAAAAGAAAAUUGACGAAAAUGAAAAACAAUGCUUCCUCAAAAACCACUGGCACUAUCUGAAAUCAGUCGUCGGACAAAGCAUACAAAGCUGCAAAUCGAGGUACUUGAGUUACACGGAAAUAAACGGCAAUAUGGACACAAAAUGCGCCUUACCAGACUGUAACAAACGGGACACGUGUACGUGCGACACUAGGGCUGAAAACGGACUGGCCGUUCGAGAAUGCAAAUGCGAAAUCAUUCCAUAUUCAAAUUCGAGGCGGGAAAAGAACUGUCAGUGUCAACCUACAAAUCCGUAUAGCAAUGGAUUUGGCUAUGGCAUCGACCCCAAAAAGCCAGUGGACGGAAGAUCAAAUCCCGUGGCUAUAGACAAGAGUACUCAUGAAAUUUUAAACGCGCCGAAAGGCAUGUACGCUUUGGGACCAUUGACAGCAGACAAUUUUAUUAGGUUUAUUCCUGGAGGCGCACUCGCAAUAGUAUCACACAUCCACCGAGAAAUGAAAACAGAAUAAUAUAUGAAUGAAAUUGUGGUUCUCUACUUAAUUUUUUACAAUAAAUUAUUUUUUAUACCCA